CGCGGUACCUGAAAUGUAUACGAUAUCUAAUAUCUAUGCAAUAUUCUUAUCACAGUUUCAUUGAUAAACAUUUACAUGUAUUCUUCAUAACCACUGUCCACGGUCUUGUAAAUAGAUCUGGAAGGUGCAGCUCUCAUACAACAACCAGACUAAUUUAAAUAGGUAAUAUUGUAUGCAUGAUAAUUGUAUUAAUUUUAUUAUAUUAAGCACGAGACGACGGUAUAUCCGCGUGUGCUGUUUCAGUCCAACUCACGGGCAGUAUAACAUCUACCUUGCUCGGACUGUGUAAAACUCGUUUAAUUUUGGUUUUAGAGUAAAGCAUAUAUUGUAAAAUUAAAAGAGGACAAUGUUCCGGAGGGCCAGACGAUGCGGUUUUUUUUUUUUUAAAUUUAUUUUCGAAAUAUCAGUCGUUAAAAAUGAUGAAUUAGUUUUUAUUUCUAAACGAAUGUACCUAGGUAUUGAAUGUUGUAUCUGGAAUGAUAGGAAAAAUACAUCGUCUUGCCUUCCGAAAUAUUGUCUUCUUUUAAUUUUAUAAUAAGCAGGUUAUUUUAUUCUAAAACCGGAAUAAAGCGAAUUCUACGGAGACCACUUGAAGUGAAUUCUGCUAUAUUGCCCAAAAGUUGAACCGAGACAGUACAUGCGAAUGUAGCGUCCUUUUAAUUUGUGGUAGGGACAACGUAUAUCUUCUCGUGUAGAAAAAUAUGUUUAAGAACAAUUAUUAUUUGUCUUGAGGUACACGACCGUAGUAAAAACUUAAUACGGUUUGUAAUGUUUAUGUUAUUAACAUAUAUUAAUUUUGUAAUUUAAGUUCAUAGAGCGCGUAGGUGCGCCCUUUAGACAUGUACAUAUUUGGUUUAUAUAGUCUACGGCCCACACCAUGGAGUUUGAACGUUUCUGAUCUGAUCGACAGUAUUUCAACCGGCAUUUCUUUACAGAUAAUAAAGAAAUGGUUAAGCUAUUCCUAUAACCUAAGCUGACUUUUAUAAAAUAAUUGUAUACGAUCUAAGCCUAUAACAGUACUGCAAGAGAGACGAUGUUCCCUGAUAGGCGGAAAACCGAAGCGAUUUAUCAAUCAUAGUCAUCGCUCAUCACUGUAUGAAUAAAACGCCUCACUGAAUCAAUUUUGGAAUAACUGUACCCGUCCCUUUUGGAAGUUGAUAGUUGGAACACUGAUCAGAUAUGGAAAGCCUGCGUAUAAAAUAUGGCCACCAGUCACCGCUAGCGACUAGCGUUCAUCAUAGAAUAAUUAAUUAAUAAUAUUAUUGCCGAUUUUUUUCAUCCUUACCCGUUACCGUAUCGAAGUAAUAAAACGAUAUCAAUGAUACCAUACCAUCUCUCGGUCACAGUUAAUAUAAAUUAUUAUCUAUUAACCGGGCAUCCUGAUAGCUGCCAAAUUGAUAUCAGAUGCAAUAUGGGCAUAUGGCCCGAUGGCCGACACUGACGUAAAAUGAGCAAUGUCCAUGUCUUUAUUACCUAUCAAUACAUUUUUUUAACCAACGUAUCUACUGUCUACCCACAUCCAGCUUGGAUACAUAAAAAUAUACAUCAUUUUAUAUAUCUGCGGUCUGGGCAUCUGAUAUCAUUAGAAAUGUUGAAACGUUUUUAUCAUAUACGUCAUGAACCGAAAAAAAGUUUGUACUCGCAAUAUUUUUCGAUGACUGUUGUCAAAUAAAUAAAUACGAAUCGUUAUUUUCUUUAAACUCGUAUAAUUUGAAACUUCAUUUUCGUAUACGAAAUACGAUACGCAGCAGAAAAUACAAUAUUUUGAAUUACUAUAUUUUUAUCUCAUUAUCAAUGUUGUGUUAUUUGUAAAUACGUAGGUCCAAACAUUGUAUUGAGAAAAUGAUUGUAAAUCAAAAUAAAAUUACCUGAUCGUUUUAAUUUUUCAAAACAAAUUGAAAAGAAUUACGGUAUGGACCACGAGUUAAUCCGUGGUAUGGACAUAUUUAAAAUGCUUUUUACUUAGGUUGGUGGUAUAGGUAUUUAAUAUUUAUUAUAUUAUGGUAAAUUGUAAAUGCUUAUCAUUUUUAUUUAUUUAAUUUAAUUAUCUUAAAAUUGGUUAAUGGAAAUUAAAAACAGUACUGAUAUUAAAAAUUUGAAACACAAUUUUUUUACCACUAGCAUUUAAAAGUACCUAUGUAAAAAGAAAAUGACCAAGGAUUAAUAUUUAUGUAUUUUUAAUGAUGAAAAGGAUAUUUUUUAAACAUUUUCCUAGUAAAUAAUAAUAAUUAUGUUACUUUGUUGAUAAAUAUUUCAUAAUAUUGGAAACAAAUUGUCUACAGUUAUUCACAAACUGAAGUUCAUCAAAAAACAAAAUCGAAAAUACGGAAAUUAUUAUUAUGUAAAUGUUAUAGUUUUUGUGAUGAUUUUUCUCAAUUUUCUCUAUUGGUUAUUAAUAAGAAAACUGUGAUCGACCGGUAUUUUACUUUGGUAUUUAAAUCGGAAGUUUCGACAAGAGAUCGAUGUAAACAUAUCAUUUUCGACACCAUAAAAAAAUAUUUUUUUAGCCAUUUGAAUAGUUUGUCGAUAACCGAAAGAAAUUGUUGGGAGCUGAGACCCGGUUAGAGCCAAAUUAUUUAUAAGAAAUAACUUUACAUGUAUAGAGUUCUUUGAAACGAUUGAAAAUGAAAAAAAUGCACCUCUAAUAUAAAAAACACCUGUACAUUUAUGUUCAUAUAACUGUAUAAUUAUUAUCAAUUAAUUGUUACUUCAAAAUUGACUGCAUGAAUAUCUCUUUAAUGUAAUAAUGUAAACAUCGAAAUAAAAUUCCAUGGUGAAUGGUGAAUUUUUUAUUUAGGCAAGGGGCCGGUAUACGGAAAUGAAAAGUUGGACAAUUCUACCGACAGGACAACCGACUGAUAAUCAGAAUACCAAGCAAAAUACCGACAGGAUCAAUGUAAUGUUAUUUAAUACCGUGUAAUUUAUAAUUAUAAUUAUAAAGAUCGGGGGAGAAAGUGCAGUUGACCAGGUCACGAUCGACAUAAAUAUAAAUAAAAUGUUCGAUAAACAUUAUAAUCGCGUUCGUAAGACGGAGACAGUAGACGUCGGUGUAGCGCCCUCUUAAGUUGAAUGGAGUAUAGUAGGUCAUUCGCAUCUUAUGUUAUAAAUUCAUGUUACACAUAAACUUAUGUUACUAUUUAUUAUAGAUAUAGAUAAAAUGUAAAUGUUUGAACAACGUAUUUUUUCGUGAAGGUAAAUAUUUAAUUUUAUCAUUCGACGUUUGUUUAAUAGUUUACUUUUGUCCAAUUAAUUUAAACUUGUGAUGACUAUCCGUUGAAUGACUCAUGUUACGUUUUCGGUGGGAUUUCGGCAUGCAUACGACCCACUCGCUAUGGUUCACGUCAUAUCACUGAGUAGUCGGUAAUCACUAGUCAGCAAUAGGUUUUUAUCCGUAUCUGUGAUAUACACACGAUUAUUUUGUUCGAAUUACACAUAAACCUUAAUACAUUAUACUAAGCCCACCCUGCGUGGUCCGUCUAUUAGGUAAAAAGGUCAAUGGAAUUUUAUAGAUUUUAUGUUAUCGAACGUUACGGUUACCUACGGAAAAUAGUGAUAACCGAUUUGACAGUUACCGCUUAAAAUGAAUUAACCUUUCAAAUAUUUCAAACGCGUAAAUAGGCGUCACACAUUUUAUCAGGAAAAAGUAUUGGUGUAAUGUAUAACCUAAAUCAAAUUUCGCGUACUAACCAGACGUAGUACGAAACAAAUGUACUUACAUCUGUUAUAACUGUAUAUUGAACGAAUGGGAAAAAAAACAAAAUGUCUGUAACAUCCGAACUCGACCCGUAUAUAAUAGAUAUACAUAACGGAACAAUGUAGAUAAAUAUUUAUCUCCUCGGCGUUAUAGAAAUAAACGGUUUGGUAUUGUUUUAAUGUGUGAUUAAAUUGAUAAGUAUACCAUGAUUUUUAUUGGCAAUUGUUAUUUGUUCAUUAAUCGGUAUUCGUGAAUCAAUUACAAACCUACCUUUGUUCCUAUAAAUUAUUUUCACAUUUUAUUAGUUGUUAAUUGACGUAGGUAUAUUAUGUUAGUUUAUUAUGCAAGUCUGUAGAUUUUAUUUGCUUAAAAGAUUUCAAUUUGAUUUUAGGUUCAAGUCGCCAGAACAUAUACAACACGAUGACAAAAACGUUCGAAGAUGACAUUAAUGAUCUAUUAAAAUUUGUAGAAUAUUUUCCAGACUUUCCGAAGCCAGGAAUACUUUAUAAGUAAAAAUAAUUUUUAAGUAAUUGCAUUAUGACAAGUAAAUAGUCUGUUAUAUUCCCUUUCUUUAUAGUAGUUGAAUGAUUUUUUUUCUUGCCUAAUAUUUAAUGAUUUAUAAACAAUUAAUUGUGUAUAGGUAUUUUGCUUAAAUAUAUAUUAAAGUAAAAUGCAUUAUUCUGCAAAAUAAAUAAUACUUAAGUAUGUUCCUACCUAAUUUAAAAAUUAAAUUAUCAUUUUUUUUUUUUGAGUUACUAGGCAUAUUUUUAUAAAGUUUGUUUAUAAUAUAUUAUAUAGUAUAUUCAUUAAAAAAGUAAUAAAGCAUAUAUGAGCUCUUAUUACUCGAGGGUGGAAUUAAUUUAAGAGUACCAAAACAGGCUCAUUAGCUUCAUUUAUGAAAUUAAAAUUUAUAAACUAAUGGUUCACCAUAGUUCAUUGUUGUUAACACAUUAUUAAUUUUCACUUUUUGUUUAAAUUUCUAAUGUAUUAAUUUAUUAGGUUAGGUUAAUAUACCUAUAUGGAGGUUUUUAAACUUUACAUAAAAUUAUUAUAUGAAAUAAUAUUAUUAUUAUUAUUAUUUAAAUAUAGGGAUGUUUUAUCAGUUCUCAAUGAUCGAAAUGGAAUGCAAUUGUUAGAGAAAAUAUUAAAACAAAUUUCCCUUCAGUUAAUGGGUAAAAUAGACUGUGUAGCAAUGUUGGAAACUCGUGGUUAUAUUAUUGGUCCAAUAAUCGCACUGCAACUCAGUGUGCCAUGCAUACCUGUUAGUAAAAAAGGUAAUUUACCUGGUACACUUAUCGAACAGUCAUAUACUCUUGAAUAUGGAGAGGUAAUUAUAAAUAUUUUUGAUUAUAAUAAAAUAAUUUGUUUAAAAUUUUAUAAUUUUCAUUUCAGGAUAUUUUGACCAUACAAUUAAAUAGUAUUAAGAAAGGACAACGAAUAUUGUUAGUGGAUGAUUUCCUUGCUACUGGAGGUAUAAACAACUUUAAUAAUAUUUUAUUGGUGGAAUAGUUAUAACAUGAUAUUUUACCUAUAUUUUUCUGGCUUAGUAUAGGCUGUUCAAGCACUUUUACGCAACUACCACGCCUCUCAAUGCUUCUUUGUCAUUAACUUAUUUUUCAUCAAUUAUUACUUCUAGAAUUUAUUGAUCACCCUUAACACUGCCAAUCCAUCUUUGUCUUAGCCUUCCUAGUGGUUUCUGUUCGUUGGGGAUUCGGGAAAAUUUUUUGACCGUCUUGCAUAAAGGACUACUUUUUGUUUAUCUGCUUCUGUCCAUAUUUCACUCAUAUGUAAAUCAAUUUGAUGUACCAAUACUUUGUAGAAUUUAGUUAUUGUUUUUAAUGAGACAAUACACUUGCUAUUUUUCAGAUAGUCAAUAAUUUAAAAGCAGUAGAUAUUUUUCAGUAGGUAAACAAUUAUUACAAUUUAAUAUUGAAUAAAAUGAAAGUAUAUUUUUCUUAAAAAAUGUGGGAAUUAUUUUUACUUUAUGGGACACUAUUAUAUUAAAUUUGUUUGAUUAAUAAUAUAAUUUAUAAGGAAUCAGCUACUGGCUUUGCUAUUAUUUAAAUUAAAGAAGAAAGUAUCAAUAAUAUUUUUAAAAUAAAUAAUGGUCUGUUUGCCACUAGCCAGAGUAUAAUAUUUUUGCUGUUUAUAUAGUUUUAAAAUGAGUAAUUGAUGUUAAUAACUAUAAUUUGAAAUUAUUUAUACCUAUAUGACUUAGAUUAAAUUGCUUCAUUAAAACCAUUAAUCUUUAUAUUAUUUAAGAUCAUAACUACCAUAAAAUCAUGUUCAAUUUUUUUUAAAAUUUAUAACUACUAUGCAUUGGAAAAUGUAUGUCAAAAUUCAUUAGAUGUUUUUUAAAUAUUGUAUUAACAAAUAAUAAGUAAUGAGUAGGGUUUGGGACUAAAGGCCUUGUCAAACAGAACGCGUUAUUAUUGUUGCGCUCUUAACGCUAUCGCCAGAAUUUCAUACAGCAUAGAAACCAAAGAGUCAUGUUAUAGUAGGUUUGUAGUAGUUGAUUUAGUGUUUUAUGCUCAAUGCCUCAAUCGUGUAGGUUUUCAUUUGUAUGUCUGUAUCUUUUAAUCAAAUGUGUUUACGAAAAAUUAUUUCAGGGGUGUUUUAGGUUGUAAAUUUUCAUAUUCUUAUGACAAAAAUUUAUACAUACUUUCAAUUGUAGGAUUAUUUAUUUUUUAUUCAAAAUGUCAAUAUUUUAUAACAUUCAUUUUAAAUUCUGAGUAGAAUGAAGAAUCUAUUAGUUUUACAAUGAUGUAAAUAUUUUUAUUUUUUUUAAUGUAAAAUUAAUUUUUAAUUGUAUAGGUACACUCAAAGCCGCUUCAAAUUUAAUAAAAAAAAGCGGAGGAGAUAUUGUGCAAGGAUUAGUGUUAAUGGAAAAGUGUGAUUUAGAAGGACGCAAAAGAUUGGAUUUUCCAAUAAUAUCAUUAAUUUCAGAUUAAUUUUUAUUUAUAAUUUAUUUAUUUGUUUAUUUUUAAAGGUGUAUUAAAUUUUAAGUACACAAUUUAAAUGGCAUUUUAAAAAUAUGUAUUGUUCAAAAAUGUGAUUUAACCAAUUAUGAAAUAUAAUGUAUACAAACCAAUUUUUAUUUUUUGGAUUUUGUUUAUAUACCUAUUGAUAUAGAUAUAUAGGUAUUAGUACAUGAUUGUACUAAUAAAUAUUUGUGGAGG
Molecule: messenger RNA, 6873 nt
Organism: Cinara cedri
Lineage: Eukaryota; Metazoa; Arthropoda; Insecta; Hemiptera; Aphididae
Source: the annotation of a GenBank genome assembly